Pangasianodon hypophthalmus (striped catfish) is the source of this 3138-nucleotide messenger RNA. RefSeq names its product choline kinase alpha (gene chka). The transcript has 12 exons. The coding region runs from base 180 to 1433 and encodes 417 amino acids. Gene Ontology annotation, cellular component: cytoplasm. The record is from RefSeq and is a predicted model, not a curated record. Gene Ontology annotation, molecular function: choline kinase activity; ethanolamine kinase activity. NCBI's taxonomy places the organism in Eukaryota, Metazoa, Chordata, Actinopteri, Siluriformes, Pangasiidae. Gene Ontology annotation, biological process: phosphatidylethanolamine biosynthetic process; CDP-choline pathway.
ACUAAAGCGCCAUACGCACAGCCAUUCUUCUGCACGUAGCCAGCCAGUGAGCAGACUCUCACCCACAGCAGACGACUUCGUUCAAUUUGGCAGUUGCAGAAUCUUCUUGUUUCCCUUAACCAUCACACGAAUUGAUCUCUUGUGUCAAAUAAAUUCGGUCUUAUCUACAUUCCAGAAAGAUGAAGACUAAGUUCAUCAACGGGGUGUCCUCCUCCCCCUCCAUGUCUCUGGGUUUACUGGUGACCGAGAACGCGCUUCAGGUCCAGCCUGAUACCGAGCCAGCCUGCAAAGCUCUGCGCGCAGAGGAACCCGACCAUGAGACCAAGCACAAGGCGUAUCUGUGGUGCAAAGAGUUUCUGCACGGAGCCUGGAAGUCCAUUGAUGAGGAGGAUUUUCAUAUAACUGUGAUCAGAGGGGGUCUCAGCAACAAGCUGUUCCUCUGCGCAUUACCCGAGGAGCAGCAGAGCGUUGGGGACGAGCCAAGAAACGUGUUGCUUCGCCUCUAUGGAGCCAUACUGCAGAUGUCCUGUAAUAAAGGAGACUCUGGACAGUCAAACACGGAAAAUCACUUUCAAGGAGCUGAAGCUAUGGUCCUGGAAAGUGUGAUGUUUGCCAUCCUGGCAGAGAGGCAGCUUGGGCCUAAGCUCUAUGGCAUCUUUCCUCAGGGGAGACUAGAACAGUAUGUCCCGAGCCGCAAACUUGCCACAGAGGAGCUGGGAAUUCCCAGUUUAUCUGCUGAGAUUGCAGAGAAAAUCGCUAAGUUCCACAAGAUGAGGAUGCCUUUUAACAAAGAGCCCAAAUGGCUGUUUGGCACAAUGGAAAAAUACAUGACUCAAGUGCAAAGGGUGACCUUCACCAGAGAGAUCCACCUCCAUAAGUUUAACCUUCUUAUGAGCUACAACCUGCCUCAGGAGAUGGAGAACCUCAGGUGUCUCCUGGAAUCCACCCCAUCUCCUGUUGUUUUCUGCCACAAUGAUUUACAAGAAGGAAACAUCCUUCUUCUAAGUGGCCGGGAGAACAUGGAAAAGCAGAAACUUAUGCUGAUUGACUUUGAGUACAGCAGCUACAACUACAGAGGAUUUGACAUAGGAAACUUCUUCUGUGAAUGGAUGUACGACUACAACUGUGACACACCUCCGUUCUUCAGCAGCAAUACCAAGAAUUAUCCAACCAAAGUUCAGCAGAUGCAUUUCUUUGAAAGCUAUCUGUCUGAAUAUGACCCUGGAGUGGCAAACCUGAGCGAGGAAGCCCAGCUAAAAAUCAAAGAGGACAUGUUGGUGGAGGUUAACAGGUUUGCCCUCGCUUCACACUUCUUCUGGGGCCUGUGGUCCAUAAUUCAGGCGAGACUUUCCACUAUCGAGUUUGGCUACCUGGACUAUGCCAUAGCCAGAUUUGACACAUACUUUGAGCUCAAAAAGGAGCUAGGAGUUUAAAUGCUGUGUUAUUACACAAGGGACAGAGAAGCUAAGAAGAGUGAAGUGGAGACUGCAGACCUGGCUUUUGAAUCCAGUAGAAGCAGAUGCUUUGCAACUGUGAUGAUUAUAUGGUGCCGCAUGGUCCAAAAUCGACAACACUCACAUUUACUUGGCCUAAUGUGUUCAGUAGUGUACCAUGCUAGUUCUCAGAGUUUAUCUCAGUGUUUCAGCUCCAAAAGCUCAACACAUUUUCGUGAUGCUGAAAGCUUCUGGGCAGCUUAAAAAAACACAAACAAACAAAAAAAGCAUACAUGUAAAAUUACCAUUACAGAGUCCUAAGUGGGCUUUUGAAAAAAAAAAUCUAGAAUAAACUGCGCCACUAACAUGUAGAAGCGAGUCUCUGCCAGAUUUGGUGGAGACACUUGACCCCAAAGAGCCACGUUUGUCUGCUUUUAUUACGGCAGGUAAUCUCUGCUGCAUUAUCUUUACAACCUGUGCUAGGAAAUGUGAAAAAGUGAGGUUCAUAAGCGUGGACCUUGAGCUAUAGUGCGAUACAACAGACCAAACUCAUGUGGCACUGUGAAUUUUCAGUGCUGUGAGACAUGUAUACACUCAUCCAAUUUUUUUAGUGAAGCCUUAUGAUCCUUUUUGUGGUUUGUUUACUUCUCUUUCUCUACUUGAACAACUACUAGACUGACUGUUUUUUUUUUUUUUAACGGUAAUAAGUCAAGAAGGCAAUAGUGUGGAAAUCAGAUGCCUUAUGGGACCUGGCCACCUGUGUACACUUGAGAAAAUGACAUGAUGCAUAUGAUCUGAUUUUAAAUUUUGAACUGGAGUCAAAAAAGUUAGUUCUGUUUGCUUACUGGCUCUGUUUCACAUUGUGGAUACAGUGGUCACUAUCAACUUGUAUUACAUACUGACAAUCCUUCCCUUUUUUUCAUAAUUAGCACAUGUACUAAUUUGUUUCCCACGUGAGAUAAAUUUUUUUUUUGCCAUGUAAUAACAUUUGUUAUUUCUCUGAAUUUAUUAUAUUUCAUUAUCAUUUGCCUGGUAUAUAGGCUAAACUGUGAGAAUCUUUUUAAAUCUUUUACAAUCUUAGCUACUAUUUUUGAGUAUCACAUUCGUUAUAUUUAGCUGCAGAUGUAUAUUAUAGUGAUGGUAUAUUAAUCUGUUAACAUUACUGUGUCACUCUAUAUGAGUCAUGUAAACAGUAUUUCUAAGUGGAACUUUUCUUUUUUUUCCUUUAAUGGAAGUUGUUUUUUUCUUAAUAAGAAAGCUGUGUUUUGUGAAGGGAUUUAAAUAUUGCUAAUUACUUUUUCUUCUACAUCUUCAGUGUUCUUCAGUGUGACAUGUAAGUGACUUUGUUUAGUUUUACACCCUUUUGAAGCUGUAAGUAAUUCAUACACAUUCUGGCAAUUUAAUCACAAAUUCCAGUAUAAUAACAAGGAGCCAAUGGAAAACCAAGAGUUGUAUAUGAGUGAAUGUAAUGACGUAUAAAUCAUAUACUGCAAUUUCAGACAUUAUUUUGUCCCUGACUUCGUCAUGUAUGUACAAUACUACAGGACAAUUCAAAACCAAUCUACAGUGUGCUCUACAGUUUGCUCUUUUUGUAUUGUAAUAAAAGGAGAAAGAAGGUUUUGAUUUGACAUUAAUUAACCUUGUUCUGUAGAAAAUGCUUUGCUCAUGAACAAUAAAUAAAAGUAUGUAAAACUAUCCAAAAAAA